AUGGAUUUACCUUCAUGGGAUCUUCUCCCCGAAACAAAUGACUUACUAGGUACAUUUGCGGGCUACGACGCAACAAGCUCAGGGACCAGGACGAUGGAACAUAAUGAAACACAGCCCUUAUUGGAUUCUGGUCAUCAAAAUGGCAGGCCAGUUGUACCGCUCAGUGAUGCUCGAUCGGUCUCUUCGCGGGUGUAUCCCGACACACUCCCUGGAGUGGGAAAUGGGAAAAGCCUCAGCUGGAGCAGCGCAUACAUUCUCGUGGUGUCACGGGUUAUUGGUAGCGGCAUCUUCGCAACACCAGGAUCCAUCGUGAAGUCCGCCGGCAGCAUCGGAUUAACCUUUCUAGUAUGGGUCAUGGGCACCAUCCUAGCGGCGUGUGGGCUCGCCGUCUCGAUGGAAUUCGGAUGCAUGCUUCCUCGGUCGGGAGGAGAUAAGGUGUACCUGGAGUAUACCUAUCCCCGACCAAGAUUCCUGGCGUCCACGCUGAUCGCGGUACAGGCCGUGGUUCUUGGUUUCACGGCCAGCAAUUGCAUUAUUUUUGCCAAGUACACUUUAUUCGCAUUCAGCGUCGAACCGACCGAUCUCCAACAUAAGACACUUGCCGUCGGGCUUUUAACCGUGAUCACCAUAAUUCAUGGCUGCUUUAUGAAGACUGGUAUUCUGAUCCAGAAUGCGUUGGGCUGGGUCAAGAUCUUCUUGAUCGGUGCCAUGUCCCUGACAGGUGUUUGGGUUCUGCUUCUCCAGGUCUUUGGCAACUCACAUCAGAUAAUCCCAGUAACAAAGGCUACCAGUCAUAUCUCUUGGAAUAAGUUAUGGGAAGGAUCAAAUUGGAGUUGGAGCUUGCUUUCAACUUCUCUUUUUAAAGUCAUGUAUUCAUAUGCUGGGCUAAGUAAUAUCAACAAUGUGCUCAAUGAAGUGCAUAACCCGGUUCGGACGUUGAAAACCGUCUGUCCAUCUGCUCUAUUGACGGCCGGUGGUCUGUAUUUCCUUGCCAAUGUUUCUUACUUACUUGUCGUCCCGCUAGACGAUAUCAAAAACAGUGGGGAGUUGGUGGCUGCACUACUAUUCGAGCGGUUAUUUGGGAACCAUGUUGGGAGGACACUGCUUCCACUUGCGAUUGCUAUCUCGGCUGCUGGUAACGUUAUGGUGGUCACUUUUGCACUGGCACGAGUCAAUCAAGAAAUCGCCCGACAGGGCUUCUUGCCAUGGCAGGAUCUCCUAUCGUCUUCGCGGCCAUUUGGGACACCUCUUGGCGGACUUUUGGUGCAUUAUGUCCCGUCCCUUUUGGUGAUUGCCCUGCCUCCACAGCAGGAUGUCUACAAUUUCAUUCUAGACGUGGAAGGGUAUCCAGGCCAGAUAUUCGCACUCGCAAUCAGCGUUGGGCUAUUGAUAUUGCGCUACAGAGAGCCUAGUCGAGUCCGACCGUUCAGAGCUUGGCUUCCUGCUGUCUGGCUGCGUAUUGUAGUUUGUCUGGCCUUGUUAGCGGCGCCUUUCGUGCCACCUCCCAAUUGGCAGGGGGAUGUGGACUUCUUCUACGCCACAUAUGCCAUUGUCGGGAUCAUGGUCAUUCUCUUCGCCGUGUUAUACUGGUAUGUCUGGACCGUACUUCUUCCGCGUUGGGGAGGAUACAAGUUGGAGGAGGCAGAGAAGACAUUGAAUGAUGGUACCAGCCUCAUUCAAAUUAUUCGAUCUUAUAACACUUAA
Messenger RNA from Penicillium macrosclerotiorum, 1704 nucleotides. RefSeq names its product putative methionine permease. Gene Ontology annotation, cellular component: membrane. Gene Ontology annotation, molecular function: L-amino acid transmembrane transporter activity. The record is from RefSeq and is a predicted model, not a curated record. The transcript is spliced from 4 exons. Gene Ontology annotation, biological process: amino acid transmembrane transport. NCBI's taxonomy places the organism in Eukaryota, Fungi, Ascomycota, Eurotiomycetes, Eurotiales, Aspergillaceae. The coding region runs from base 1 to 1704 and encodes 567 amino acids.